Messenger RNA from Boeremia exigua, 1065 nucleotides. RefSeq lists its product as uncharacterized. Bases 216 to 779 code for a protein of 187 amino acids. The transcript has a single exon. The record is from RefSeq and is a predicted model, not a curated record. Lineage: Eukaryota; Fungi; Ascomycota; Dothideomycetes; Pleosporales; Didymellaceae.
GACUGAUCAUUAGCUUUCUCAUUACAACUCGUAAGUACAGCAUCUUUUUUGUUCUGAAGUGGAGUCCAUCCAUGUCAUUUCUUUUCUAGCUGUUGCCUCAGCUUCGUUGUAAAGAACAAGAACUAGCAUGCACUUGUUUGUACCGAUCACUUGAUUCAACCUUGCCUUAAUAUAUCCAUACACAUUCUGACAACCUCGGGCGCAGUAAACCGACCAUGACUUCGUCAUUAGGCCUUCCGCAGCCCGAUACUGGAUUUGGAGACCCAACACCGUCUGGCCUCACACCGAACACACGCUCCGAAGCCGAAGCCAUCUUCUUUGAAAAUGCGACUAGGCAGACAGAGUCUGCGGCACCGGAUCAAUCCGUAAUCGCCGAUGAAGCACGCAAAGCAUACCGACGACCUGAUAUGAUACGUGCAAGCUCCGCCAACUACGAACGGGCUCUACGAUUGGCACAUGUACAGAGUUCUGCCUCUUCAGACCUACCCGCGAACGGGGAACCUUCCGACAAUAUUACCGGCCUCUCUACUGUCGCUUCCCCACCACAAACAUCCCCGUUCCCUGCGCCUGGUCAAGGUGUUGUACCUGACUACAGCGGGGUCGGCUUGAGCCGUGGCGAUUCCUUGAAGAAAACGCGAUCGAGGGGCCUGAGUCUUGGGGCUCUUGCUCAGCAGCAAAGCUGGAACGAACAAGACUACAAAAGACUAUACAAUGCCGAUCUGAUGAGCGAGGUCAAACACAACCCUGGAUACGAUUCGGGCACCGAGAGCAAGUCUUGAUCUUCCAGACACUAGCUACUUCUCGAACUCGGCCUAAGUCCAUCAUAAGAUUUACGACGAAUUUCGUUUGCUACCGGUUGUAUUUUUGAGCGCAUCUUGUGAUGCAAUAUACAUAUGGCGUUAUGAGGCACCUGGGAUAUGGCUCAAACGCUGCGGGACAGCUCAAGUAUUCCUAACAAUGGUUUGUUCAGCUCUGAAAUUGAUAAAGGUGCAUCUACAUCUGUUACUUGAACGCUUUGCGCUUCAAAUCGCACGAUGGUGUCAAUCACAUAUUUUCUGUCUCAAG